AUGUAUUUUUAUUCUUAUAUCAUGUCAUCAUCUUUUCCAGGCAUGAAUGCAGACGCAGUUUUCUCCCAUCAAAGCCCGUCUUUCACAGUUGACUAUAGUGGGAAGGUUCCUGUGGAGCAUCUAGAUUAUGAUUACAUUGAAAAGUGCAGAGAUGCAAAGUACCUGGAGAAGAUUUUAAGAUUACUGAGGUCUGGUGAGGAGGGCCUUUAUCCUCAUUUGAUCACAUUCUGUGAAAGCCACCUGGAGAAGCUGAACCCUAAAAGCCGAGCUCUCAGAAAGGAAAGCCCAAUAACCACUGCAGCUAGCCUUUCUAAAGAAGAAUGGAGCCAAAUUGUUGAUGAGAUGACGACAUGGGAAAAAGAAACCAAAACAAACGAAACUUCAAUUAAAGUGUCACUUUCUGAUGACCUUAUGAAAGAUAGAAUGCCCCCUAUCAGAGGUCUCAAUUGCUUUGUUCCUGAGAGCUCAGCUACAAAAGAAAGAAAGAAUACUUUGAAAUCUGUUCUGCCUCGUGACUAUCAAGAAUGGGACAAAUUUGAUGUAGAAAAAGAAUGUGACAAAAUAGACGGGAACGUGCUUAAAAAUGAUCCACCAGCAAUUUUAAACAUGGGACAUCUCAAAAUCAAGACGCAAGUGGAUACCUCAUUGCUGUCGCAAAAGGAGAAGUUCCUUCUGGCACAACGUGAAAAAGAUAAAGGAAAUGAGGCUUUCAGAGCAAAUGAUUAUGAGGAGGCUAUAGCAUACUAUUCCAGAAGCCUUUGCAUUUCACCCUCUGUUGCUGCAUUCAACAACAGAGCUCAGGCAGAGAUUAAGCUCAAACACUGGCACAAUGCCAUGAGCGACUGUGAGCGGGUGCUCGAACUUGAACCAGGCAAUAAGAAAGCCCUGCUACGACGUGCUACUGUUCAUGAUCAUAUGGGAAACGUCCAAAUGGCCUCUAAAGAUCUGAGGAUGGUGCUAAGAGAAGAACCACAUAACAUUCCAGCUACUCAAUUUCUCUCUAAAAUUGAGAAGCAGCUGUCAGAAUGUCAAUCAGAGCUACAACGCAAGGGCAAAAAAAUCCUCAUCCAGGAGGAAGAAGUUAACAGUUGUGAUGAAGAACAAGGACAACAAACAGCUUGUCCGGUUCAGCCUAGCCAGCCUGUGGGAGGGGAGGAGAGCUCUGCCGCUCCUGCUGAAAGGGGAGACAUGGGUAACGCUCAAAAAAAGCCCCACGGCAGAGGCGACGGGGGUCUACACAGCGAGUCCAACAACUCGCACCAUGGACACUGGAGGAGCAGAGGGGGUAGCUCAGACAAGUACAAAGUCCCACAGGAGUCAAAGGAAAAGGUAGCCAACGGUUCAAGCAAAAGGGGGUUGACGACUUCAGUGAAGGGUGAUCAAAGCGGCAGUGGAAAAGAAACUACAGUUGGGGGAAGCACAGGAGAACCUGUCAACCUUGAUGCCCCAUGUGGAGCCCUGCCUCUACCUCUGUGCCGGCUAAAAAAUGAGGGAAACCUGCUGUUUAAAAAUGGACAGUUUGGCGAUGCACUGGAGAAAUACACACAAGCCAUUCAGGGCUAUACAGAUUCAGGGAUUGAUAGUCCAGAGGAUCUAUGUAUUCUGUAUUCUAACAGAGCAGCGUGUAAACUGAAAGAUGGAAAUAGUCAAGAAUGCAUACAAGACUGUACAAGAGCCUUGGAGCUGCAGCCAUUCUCCCUCAAGCCUCUCCUUCGCCGAGCCAUGGCUUAUGAGUCCCUGGAGCGCUACCAAAAGGCCUAUGUGGAUUACAAAACCGUCCUACAGAUAGACAUGAGUGUACAGGCUGCACACGACAGCGUGAACAGGAUCACUCGGUUGCUUAUUGACCAGGAUGGUCCCGAGUGGAGGGAAAAACUUCCCGAGAUUCCCCUGGUGCCUCUUUCAGCUCAGCAGCACCGCAGAGAGGAACCACCCAGCGAAAAGGUCCUUCAGGCUCGAGCAGAGAAGGCUGCCAGGGAUGCAGAGAGAAGAGCCGAAGUCUCUUUUUCAGCUUCGAAGCAAGAGGGGAAUAAUUUUGUGAAGAAGGGCCAAUACCAAGAUGCUCUCGGGAUGUACACAGAAUGCCUUAAAUUAAAGCCAGAGGAGUGUGCAAUCUACACAAACAGAGCACUGUGCUACUUAAAGGUGGAGAGAUUUAGUGAUGCAAAGCGGGACUGUGAUGCAGCACUGAAACUGGAACCGACCAAUAAGAAGGCCUUUUACAGACGAGCCAUGGCCAAUAAAGGUCUCAAGGACUACCUAGCGUGCAGCGCCGACCUGCAGGAGGUGCUGCAGCUGGACCCGAAUGUGCAGGAGGCAGAGAAGGAGCUGGAGGAGGUGACAGUGCUGCUCAGACAGAGCCUGGGCAAUGCUGUACAGGACAAACCCAGAAAGAUUGUACCUAUCACAGAGGUAGACGACGAUGAGGACCUGGCAGCUGUUUCUAACUCAGCUGGCAGCAGUAGAGAGCAUAAAAUCACCAUCAACCACAAGCCCACCAGCGCCUAUGAUUUUGGGCAGUCUCUGAACGCUGCCCGCUGCAGCGGAAACACGGCGGCCUGCGCUGAACUGCUGGCCUCCACAGCACCCGAGAUCCUUCCCCAGUAUCUUAGCACCCAGCUGGAUGGACACACUAUCAGUUUCAUCAUGCAAGCGCUUGAUUCAGAUCUACUGGAGAAAGAUCCAAACUUGGUGUAUCAGCACCUCAGCCAUCUGCACACUGCUGAGCGGUUCUCGGUUGUACUCAGGCUACUGGAGAAAGAUGAACGACGAUACAUGACUCAGCUGUUUGAGCACCUUUCAGCUGUGGAGAGCACAAGGUUCACUAAGAAUGAUGUUCAGAAUCUGGCCAACAAAUACAUCUGAUCCUCCUGCCUCUGGCCCCUGCUACAUAAGCUCCUGCACCACCCAAAAUCGGAUCUAUGCAAAGCACUGCGCAAGAAUGUGCGCACAGCAAUACUAUGGAACUGAUGAGGAUCGCUUUACCCAUCCAAGAUUUAAAUGAUCCCUGAAUGUUUCUGUGAUGGUGUAAGAAAUCUAUUUUUCACUCCAUAACAUUUUGCUAUGCAGAUUUACUUUUGUACCGGAACGAACCUCUUUAAUUGUUCAAACAAAGAAUGAGUUUAAGGAGGUGAAAAGGCCUCUCACUUUAGUAUACAAAGAGUUAAGGCCCAAUGUGCAGUGUUAUGUAAGGCCACAGCCAAAAGUGUCCUCCUGUGGGGCAGUUGGGUUUCCUCAGGAUAAGCCUGUGCUCCCUGAACUAUGGAUGUGCUUUUUAACAGACAUUUAAUUAGAAAAAAUAUAUUGUCUGUCACAUGCCUGCUGAGUUUAAAGACACACUAAUGCUCCUAUCACAUCAGAUCAUUUCUAACCAACUUAUAAGAUGCACUUCUGGACCAACAUAUAAGAUAAUAUAAGAGUUUCAUUGUGACCAGAGUAGAGCCUUUGACAAAUAAUGUCAGCCUGAUGAGUCAUUGCAGUUAUGUGCAAAUAUGAGACUCUUGUUUUUUCUUGUUUAUUCAAGUAUACAGAAAACAGAUGUAAGAUUAAACAUAAAAUGUCACAUUAAAGAAGGAUGUGUUUAACUACCCUACCCGUCAGCGCACAUCAACAGUCAUCUCCUGACUUGUGAACACACUAUAUGAGAUGUGUACCUUGGUUUCACUAAAGGGUUACACACACACAGAGUUGUUAUCUGUGUAAUUUAGCUUCCAUCAAAUUAUCAAAUGACAUUUGCACCGUAAAUUCUACAUAUUUCACAUUCAUAUGCUAUUUUUCUAUGUUAAAAGCAUAUUAUACAUUUGAAAUCUGUUCCAAAAUGUUUCUCAGUUUUUCAUGAAUGUAUUACAACAGGGAGACUAACUGAGGACAAGAGGCAAUAAAUCUGCAUCUUAUACAUCUUAUUUCCACUGUGGUUUUAACUAUAUGUUUAAGUAGAAUUGUAAACAAAUGUGUACAGUAUUCUGAUUAUUAUUCAAUAAAAUUAAGAAAACCCAGCAAUUUGUCCUAUGUUGAAUUUAAAAUACUUGCGACUAAAUUGAAGCUGCUGUCUAAACUGAGAAGACAUUUUCAUGGUUUCUACCACUACAAUGAGGAACCUUGGAGUUAGUUUUGACUUGAAUCUGUCCCUUGAUUCCCAUUUAAAAUAGGUGUGGAACUAGGUUUAGAACUGCAUUCUUCACCUUUGCAAUAUUGAAAAAAAACUAGUACGUGCAUUUACUUCGAGAUUGCACAACUGUAAUUCUUUAUUAUUAACAUUCGUCUCAUAUCUUAAAAACAUAAUUAUUUGAUAUUUUUCCAACAGAGCACUUCAUUUUGCAGGUUAACUUGUGGUAACAGUUUCUAAAGUAGAUGGGAGGCAGAGCCUUAAGAUAUCAGGCCCCUCUCUUAUGGGCCAACUGCCAGUACAUGCGUGGGAAGAAACCCUCUCUGUCUUUAAGAUUUACCUUAAAACCUUCCCUUUUUUGACAAACCUUACUUAAUGAUGGCUCAGGUGACCCUGAAACUUUCCAUCAUUAAACUGCCAUAGGCCUUAAUUGUUGG
Menidia menidia (Atlantic silverside) is the source of this 4542-nucleotide messenger RNA. The record is from the annotation of a GenBank genome assembly. NCBI's taxonomy places the organism in Eukaryota, Metazoa, Chordata, Actinopteri, Atheriniformes, Atherinopsidae.